GCUUUGAAUUAUAAAAGCCCAGUUGCCUCAGCACGCUCAAAACUUGUGUUUACAAUUUCUUUUUAUUGAUCAGUUAGUUCAGUCGAAAUGCGUCCAUUGAUUGCAUUGUUGCUGUUGAUAGCAGCUCGGGCUUGCACCUUAUCAGAUUCAACACCUCGUUCCUAUGAAAACUAUUCCGUGUACAAGGUUUAUGUUAAAACUCAAUCAGACCAACAUAUUAUGGAUCAACUCCUGGAACAAUACGACAAUUACAACUUAUGGCACCGAUCGGUAAAAGAAGUCGAUAUUAUGGUGAGCCCAGGUGCACAGGAAACUUUUCUAUCCCUAAUGCGAAAGGAAAAUAUUGAUGUGAAAGUAAUGAUAAAAAAUGUUCAGACACUUAUAGUUAACGAGAGAAAAUGAAUGAUCCCGUUCAGUCGAUGAAACGAUCUACGGGAAUGUCUAUAUCGACUCAUUUUUUGACAAACCUAUUAAUACAUAUCGAUAUCAAGUAACUUCCAUGAUUUUAAUAUAAAUUGCUAACUUUGGAUUAAAGAAAACUUUCAACUUAAUAUCCCCUACAAAAUAAAUGCAAUUAAAC
Molecule: messenger RNA, 580 nt
Organism: Drosophila rhopaloa
Lineage: Eukaryota; Metazoa; Arthropoda; Insecta; Diptera; Drosophilidae
Exons: 3
Coding region: 88-402 (104 amino acids)
Source: RefSeq, a predicted model, not a curated record